UUGAGCUGAAAAGGGUGCACACAUAGUAUUAAAGCCCAGUAGGCUUACAUAAGAAAAAUGCCUUCAGCAAAAGACAAGCUCUUGAGAAAGGAACGUAUCCUUGAAUUUAUCCGAGAAAACCGAGAGCUCAGGCCCAUCAACUCAACGCCAGUUCUUCAAGCACCUUUAUCAAAAAAAGAUGAGACCUUGCGGCAAAAAAAAAGAGUUACAUUUAUCCAUUCUAAGCAGAGAAGCAUUGGAGACUCAACGAGAUCCAGAGAUAAUGAUAAAAUUAUUGGACAAGGACUAACGUCAUGUUUAAUUACCAAGUCCUCGGAUACCAGAUUAAAUAGUGGUGGCAGUAAUGCAGCGGAAAAUCUUGCGGAGAAACCUCAAGCAGAUGGUAAAAACCCAUUAAAAUCUUCCAAUUCACGUAUGCCAGCCGGUGCCAACAAUCCUGCAGAGCGAAAUGUGGGAACAUUGCCUCGAACCGAUAGUGAAUGCCAGUUUAAGGAACCUGGAAUCUUCUUCCUCCAAAAAGUGCACUCCGAUUUUGCUACUCAAGAAGUCAAGCUCAACUCGAAGCCUUUGAGAAAGGAGUUGAAAAACAAAUGUGACUUCUUUCCCAAGUAUAUGGACAAUCGUCCUUUCAAGGAUGAGGCCACCCAAACACUUUACAGAGAAUCUUCUGCUCAGACCUUGGCCUUUCUACCGGAGUUAGCGAAUCAAGAAAAAUCAGAAACCCUCGAGCUUUUCACGCUGGCUAAAUUACUGCCAGGCGAUAAGCCACCAGGAUUACAUGAAGUCGAGUUUCUGGAGCGAGCUCGUAAACGAUGGGACUUUGGUAAAGCCCUCCAGACAAACCUGAAAAGACGUCUAGUUGAGGCACGAAAAGUUUGUGUGAAAACAAAGUACAAGGAGAUUUUCGAUGCCUUCGAGUGGGAGCAGUGGAUUCAGCGGGAGGAGGACAUCCAGGAGUGCCAGAUGAUGCGACUUCAGAUCGUAAUCAAAAUGUUUGACAAGAGGGAGAAGGAGAUGCACGCCGCUUCGAAAACUCGAAUCGAGCAAUCGUUCGAACGCAUCGAUAAACGUCGACGAGCGGAUUUGCGCAAAAACGAAGUCGAAUACCAGAAGGGAAUGCGUCGAAUAAGUAUUCAGUUGGCCAAAACCUGCAGAAAGUGGGAGAAGCAGAGUCCCAUGCAAGCAUUAGGUUCUCCUUGUUCCGAGUUCUAUGGACCUCUGAUCAGACAUGGUGUAGAUCCAGCCAGAAGAAGUUUUGCAUCGAAAACCGAACGAAAAGCAUUCGAUAUGAGAAUUGAUGAUCUGGAGAAGCGGGUCAACAUGCGAAAUGUACAGUGUCCAUUCAGCAAACUGAAGGAAUGGUCCAAGCCGAAGGAAUAUGACAGGGAGUAUGAGAGGAACUUCUGCAAUGAUGGCAAUCUUCAGAGGCUCUACGAAUCGUUGAAAACUUUGAGAACCCAACAAGACCAGGCAAAAGAUGCACCUUUGUGUCUGAAAACACGAUUGCGUAUAGAACGGCAACAUUCCAGUUCGGAUUCAGACGAUUCCUAUCUGCAUUACAAUAUAAACUCCAGAAAGACUCGUUUCACCGAACAUUCUGUUCCGAGCACAUUGAAGAAGUUGCAAGCUACGAGUUCCGCAGUUUCGAGGCAACCACGAAAAUCUGAGAAGCAGAGAAGCUCAACGAUAAAACGAGAGGACUUGGAACACCUUAUAAGCUCCUACGAAGGCAGUUAUAUUGGCACCAUUAUGCAGUUCCUCUCCAAUGAAAUGCAACGAUUGAAGGAGCUGCGAAAGCUCCACUUCUUCUGUAUUUUGGCGCAAAAAGAACGCUGGAAACGCGAAGCGGCCGAGGCUGGUUUAAGACAGAAGGAGAACAGCAUGAGAAUGGUCUACGAGGAGGUAUUUCAGCACUGCCAUGUGGUUCACGGGGAAGUGGGUGAAAAGUAUACCGAUACGAUCAUGGCGAGCGAUAUUGGUCAUAUGAUCGAGAACGAAACGGCCGAAGAUGUUACCGAAAUGGCAAGGCAAAUUGAUAAGGAUAUAGAACGGUGGCUCGAGUCCUUCAAGCUCAUCCAAACUCCGCUCACUUAUACACCACUACGAUUGAUGUUGCAGGACAUGGUCUGCCCCGACUUGAAUGAAGUACUUCGGCGAUAUGAAAACUCUAUGAUUGCCAAGUACAUUGUAGAAGAUGUGAUAUUUGGAGAAGUUUGGCAGGAACUAGAGCCGUUCGAUAUAGCUAGCACUUUGACGAGCGACUUGAUUGAUCGCCUCAUCGACAACGAUUUGUAUUUGUUCUCCUCCGACAGCGAACCCGACAGUCAGGAGAAGAUGUCUUGGUACGAAUCCCAUGCCAUUAUAAGGAAACUCAUUCGACAAGCGGUUCCUGGCAGGCGAUGGUUGGAGGAAACCGAGAGGAUUGCCAUCGAAACCUACAACGGUCUGCUCGACGAUGUCUUUGCCGAAAUCAUUGCCAAAAUUGAGAAUCCGCCACCGGUUCAGUCAUGCGAUCUCGUGCCACUUUGCAAAAGUAAAGCAUAUGAUAGUUUUGGACCCCUUGGUCCCAGAAGAAUGUUCCAUGAGGAGCCGGCCUCUCGUUCCGAUUCUCUGCAACAAACAACUCUUUUGCGAAGUCAGUUUCUUUCUCUAAUUAAGAAGUUUAGGCAGGACAAGGUAACCAAGAAAUUGGAAGGUGAUGAACAAUUCCCAGAAGGCAAUGAUGAUUCUGAUUUACCUGAACGCUUCAUCAAAAGCGAAUCGCUUGUAAAUCCCGAUGUCACGAUUCGCAGGAGAACCGCAUCAGAUCCUAACCUACACAGCAUCCUGAGCACACUUAACAUUUCCGAAUUUUUUGAUAAUCCAGACGAAUUACGGGUUUCGGAUAAACAUGAAAGUGUUGAACCAAUUUUUGCGGAGACCAAAGUUACUAAAGACUUAGAACUUAAAGCAGAAGCGGAAUCACUUAAAUUAGAAGAUGAAGUAGAAGGAGAAAUUCAAGAGCCAGAAUAUGAACUUCAAGAUCUAGAAGGUGAUGAACUAAAUUAUAGCGGAGUAUUAUAUGCGGAAACCGAUCAUUAUCAAACAACCUCAAUUGACGACGAAGAUAUUGAAGCCGAGGCAGAGGAAGAGGACAAAGAAGGAGUUGUUUAUAUCUCCAAGGAUUCACAGCUCUUCAAUUUCAGAUAAUUUCCUGAAGUUUCCGAUAUUUACUUCUUGGGUAACGGUGAUUUUCGUUACUUUCAUACGCGAGGUUUUUUUUGGAAUUUAUAUCAGAAUGCAACAUAAAUAAAUAAAUAUGAUUGAGCAUAUA
This is a messenger RNA of Drosophila ficusphila, 3313 nucleotides long. RefSeq lists its product as uncharacterized. The transcript has 5 exons. The record is from RefSeq and is a predicted model, not a curated record. The coding region runs from base 58 to 3189 and encodes 1043 amino acids. Lineage: Eukaryota; Metazoa; Arthropoda; Insecta; Diptera; Drosophilidae.